Messenger RNA from Daphnia magna, 888 nucleotides. Its product is annotated as ras suppressor protein 1-like. Gene Ontology annotation, molecular function: protein binding. The coding region runs from base 166 to 888 and encodes 240 amino acids. The transcript has 7 exons. The record is from RefSeq and is a predicted model, not a curated record. Lineage: Eukaryota; Metazoa; Arthropoda; Branchiopoda; Diplostraca; Daphniidae.
ACUCCAUAGCCCUGCAGAGAUGUCCUUUUUGGAUGGUGUUUGGGCGUGUAAAAAUUUAACUAGAAAGUGGAAAACAGUGACGAAAGAUACACAUAUUCAAAAAGUUUAUAUCAAACGUGUUAGUUUCUUAUCAAUUACAUUGGUCCAUACUGGGAACUCUUCGAAAUGUCUAAAGUGAGAAAAAUCAUAGAUGAAGCCAAAGAAUCAAAAAAUCCUGAGCUAGAUUUAGUGGACAAGGGUAUUUCUUCCUUCGACGAAAUACCUAGUAUCCUUACCAUGUUCAACUUGACUCGAAUUACACUGACACACAACCGUAUCUCAGUGGUCACCCCAGCAUUAGCAAAUCUGACAAAUCUUGAAAUUCUGAACUUGUUUAAUAAUCAAGUUGAAGAACUCCCAACAUCCUUAUCCUCUAUGCCUAAACUUAGGAUUUUAAAUCUAGGUAUGAACAAGCUGAGUGCUCUUCCUCGAGGGUUUGGAGCGUUUCCUGUAUUAGAGGUUUUGGAUUUGACCUAUAACAACUUGAAUGAGAAUAGUUUACCUGGCAAUUUUUUUAUGAUUGAAACAUUAAGAGCUCUAUACUUGGGUGAUAAUGAUUUUGAAAGCAUCCCAUCAGAAAUUGGCCACCUAAAAAACUUGCAAAUUCUUGUGCUACGAGAUAAUGAUAUAGUUGAGCUCCCUAAAGAAAUUGGUGAACUAGCCAGGCUGAGAGAACUGCAUAUUCAAGGAAAUCGCUUGUCUGUUUUACCACCAGAACUAGGUAACUUGGACCUCACUGUUGGGAAUAUAUCUCGUUCCCAACAUCCGACAACACGAGCUGGAAGACGGACGCGAGUUCCAUUACGUUUUAUUGAAUAUGAUUUGGGUGGCCACUGUGGGGAGACGUAA